UGAGGACCGGCUGAGGGAGGGCGGGGAAAGGGGAGACACAGAGAAAGAGACAGACAGGCAGGGAAGGGAGGAGGCCUGCUGCUGUUUUUUCCUCAUCCAAACCAACCCCACUCCCGCCCCAUGGGCGGUUUCCGCCUCCCUUGGCCUAGUUCUCUGGGGGGCAGCUGGGGCUGCAGGAAGAAGGAGGAGGAGAGGGGGGGCCUAGUCGGUUGAGGGGCUGGGAGGCGGUGCCCCCCAUCUUCCCCAUCCCCUCGCACCCCAUCUCUCAGGAUCCCACAGGCUUGACCCUUCCCACCCAACGGUUCCCCAGCAGUGCCAGGAGAAGAUGGUGUUGAGCAGGGCACCCCGGAACUGAGGAUGCCCCCCACACCGUGCCAGGGGGAGACCACGGCCAGGCCUGGGAUCUAGGCCCUCGGGGGGAAGGGGGAGGGAAAACCACCACCCUCCCCCAUGGUGCCACUUCAGAACCACUAGGAACUCCAGCCCAGUCGAGCGUGGGGGGGAGGAGGGUGGGGUUUUGGGGGGCUCCCCCCCCCCUCCUGUCUCUCUCUGUGUCUCUCCCUCACACACGCACACCCCCCUCGGGGGCAACCGAAAGUGAAUUAAAAUGUCCACUAGGACCCCUUUACCAACGGUGAAUGAAAGAGACACGGAAAACCACACGUCUCACGGAGAUGGGCGACAAGAAGUUACUUCUCGAACUGGGCGCUCUGGUGCUCGCUGUAGAAACUCCAUAGCCUCCUGUGCAGAUGAGCAACCCCAUAUUGGAAACUACAGACUUCUGAAAACAAUUGGCAAGGGGAAUUUUGCAAAAGUCAAACUGGCAAGGCACAUCCUUACCGGCAGAGAGGUUGCAAUAAAAAUAAUUGACAAAACACAGCUGAAUCCAACCAGUCUGCAGAAGCUCUUCAGAGAAGUAAGAAUAAUGAAGAUUUUAAACCAUCCAAAUAUAGUUAAGUUAUUUGAAGUAAUUGAAACUGAAAAAACACUGUACUUAAUCAUGGAAUAUGCAAGUGGAGGUGAGGUAUUUGACUAUUUGGUUGCACAUGGAAGAAUGAAGGAAAAGGAAGCCCGAGCUAAAUUUAGACAGAUAGUAUCUGCAGUGCAGUAUUGCCACCAAAAGCAUAUUGUUCACAGGGAUCUCAAAGCUGAAAAUCUAUUGCUUGACGCCGAUAUGAACAUUAAAAUAGCGGACUUUGGUUUUAGCAAUGAAUUUACAGUUGGCAAUAAACUGGACACAUUUUGUGGCAGUCCUCCUUAUGCAGCUCCAGAACUCUUCCAGGGCAAGAAAUAUGAUGGACCCGAAGUUGAUGUUUGGAGCCUAGGUGUCAUUCUGUACACUCUCGUGAGUGGAUCUCUUCCUUUUGAUGGACAGAACCUAAAGGAACUGAGAGAGAGAGUAUUAAGAGGGAAAUACAGAAUUCCUUUCUACAUGUCCACGGACUGUGAAAACCUCCUCAAACGUUUUCUGGUGCUAAAUCCAACUAAAAGAGGCACUCUCGAGCAAAUCAUGAAGGACAGGUGGAUCAAUGCUGGCCAUGAAGAUGAUGAGCUUAAACCAUUUGUUGAACCAGAACUAGAUAUCUCGGACCAGAAAAGAAUAGAUAUUAUGGUGGGAAUGGGAUAUUCACCAGAAGAAAUUCAAGAAUCUCUUAGUAAAAUGAAAUAUGAUGAAAUCACAGCUACGUAUUUGUUGUUGGGGAGGAAAUCUUCUGAGCUGGAUGCCAGUGAUUCCAGUUCCAGCAGCAAUCUUUCGCUUGCGAAGGUGAGGCCAAGCAGUGAUCUCAAUAAUAGCACUGGACAAUCUCCCCAUCAUAAAGUGCAGAGAAGCAUAUCUUCAAGCCAAAAGCAGCGACGAUACAGUGACCAUGCUGGACCAUCAAUUCCUCCGGUCAUGGCAUAUCCAAAAAGGAGCCAGACGAGUACCGCAGAUAGUGAUCUUAAAGAAGAAGGAAUUCAAUCCAGGAAAUCAGGCAGCAGUGCUGUCGGCGGGCGGGGAGUGGCUCCAGCCAGCCCCAUGCUGGGAAGCGCAAACAAUCCUAAUAAGGCAGAUAUUCCCGAACGGAAGAAAAGUUCCACAGUCCCUAGUAAUAAUACAACAUCUGGAGGAAUGACGCGACGAAAUACUUACGUUUGUAGUGAAAGAACCACCGCGGAUCGACAUUCCGUUAUUCAAAAUGGCAAGGAGAACAGCGCUAUUCCUGAUCAGAGAACGCCCGUCGCUUCGACCCACAGCAUCAGCAGCGCCGCCACCCCGGAUCGCAUCCGCUUCCCGCGAGGGACGGCCAGUCGCAGCACUUUCCACGGCCAGCCCCGGGAGCGGCGCACGGCCACGUACAACGGCCCACCGGCAUCGCCCAGUCUGUCCCAUGAAGCCACGCCACUUUCCCAGAGCCGAAGCAGGGGCUCCACUAACCUCUUCAGUAAAUUAACUUCAAAACUCACCCGCAGAAACAUGUCUUUCAGGUUUAUCAAAAGGCUCCCGACUGAAUAUGAGCGGAACGGGAGAUCUGAGGGUUCAAGCCGCAACGUGUCAGCCGACCAGAAGGACGAGAACAAGGAAGCCAAGCCCCGUUCCCUCCGGUUUACCUGGAGCAUGAAAACCACCAGCUCCAUGGACCCCAAUGACAUGAUGAGAGAGAUCCGCAAGGUCCUGGACGCCAAUAACUGUGACUACGAGCAGCGGGAGCGUUUUUUGCUCUUCUGCGUCCACGGGGACGGACACGCGGAGAACCUGGUCCAGUGGGAGAUGGAGGUGUGUAAGCUGCCAAGACUGUCCCUGAACGGCGUCCGCUUCAAGCGCAUAUCGGGAACGUCCAUAGCUUUUAAAGACGUCGCUUCCAAAAUCGCCAACGAGCUAAAGCUGUAACCCAGGAACUCUGUCGUAAAUUAAGUAGCAAGUGAAAGCGUUCUCCGGAACGCUGAUGGAAAAUGUAUAGAGUAAUAUUUAGGCAAUAACUUCCGCGUCUUCUGAAUCAUGAUAUUAAAAAAAAAAAAUUACGGAGAUGAGCUGCUCAGCUGGGAGGGAGAGUUGGACUUUUUUUUUUAUAAGUGCACUACAGCAUUAAAGUUGCCUACUAUGUCAAAUAUC
Molecule: messenger RNA, 3091 nt
Organism: Tachyglossus aculeatus (Australian echidna)
Lineage: Eukaryota; Metazoa; Chordata; Mammalia; Monotremata; Tachyglossidae
Gene: MARK3
Product: microtubule affinity regulating kinase 3
Exons: 18
Coding region: 608-2869 (753 amino acids)
Biological process (GO): intracellular signal transduction; protein phosphorylation
Cellular component (GO): plasma membrane; cytoplasm
Molecular function (GO): protein serine/threonine kinase activity; ATP binding
Source: RefSeq, a predicted model, not a curated record